GAUAUCUCUAAUUGGAAUUAUGCCUAGUACAAAAUGAAUUAUAGAUAUCUUUAAUUGCAGUUUCUACUAGUCAAAACACAUUUGUAGAUAUCUGAAAAUAUUCUUCAAUGGAAGAGUAUGACUAGUCAAAACAGUAUUGUAGAUAUCUCAAAUGUAUAUUAUGAAUAGCCAAAAUAACAUUAUAGAUAUCUUCAUUGCCUGUUAUGACUAGUCAUAAUCACAUUGUAGAUAUAGUAAUUCCAAUUGUGACGACUCAAAAUUACAGAAGAGAUAUCUGGAAUUGGAAUUUUGACUAGUCAAAACUAAAUUAUGACUAGUACAGCCAAGGGUAUUUUAUGUCAAAACGGCUUGCCAUAGUUGUGUGACGUGAGACUUAAUUUGCUCAGCUCCUCCCCUUCACCAGAGCGCUCAGUCCCUACCUAAUGCUAGUGCACUGCUAAUGGAUAACAACAGUUUUCUAUGACGUGAAUGAAGACUAAUACUGAAUUUAGGAAGCAUGGCGGCUACAGUUCUCGACAAAAUAGCAAGAAAAUGUCAAAAUAUUGAAAGAGCUCAACGCCAGGGAACUUGUACGGAGCGGGAACUUCGUGCGAUUGAUCACUGCUUAAUAAACGCACGGCGUAUUUCACAUUUACUAUCUCCAGAGACUUUUGAAGAACUUGACAAAAGUCUUGACGAUCUUCGAACAAUGGUGUCAUCGCAUUCACGGGUUGAGGGAACUGGUGCUUUCUCUGUCUCUCGAAAUAGCUCAGGUAGACGAGGUAGACCAGCCAUUCAUAUAACGCGUGACCAAAUUGAAUUUUUAAUAAAGAAAGGUCACACAGUAAGACGAAUGGCCAGAAUGUUGGGGUGCUCUUCGUCAUUUCUGUACAAGAGAUCGAAGCUGCUUGGUGAACCCAUCAGGAGAAGAAUGGCAGCAGUGGAUGAGGAGGAGCUUGAAAAUGUAGUAAGACGACUCCAUGUAGAGUUUCCAAAUUCUGGGAAUGAGAUUAUGCGAGCCUUACUCAUUGCAGAAGGUUUGAGUGUUUCACGGCAAAGGGUGCGUGAGAUGUUGGUCCGUGUCAACCCAGCAGCUGCUGCGAGGAGAUGGAGUAGCACAGUGGCCAGAAGAGUGUAUCAUGUGCCCUACCCCAACAGUCUUUGGCACAUUGAUGGAAAUAUGCGCCUCAUAAGAUGGGGAUUUGUUAUUCACGGCUCCAUUGAUGGAAAUUCACGGGUCAUCACAUAUCUAAACUGCAACGCUGACAACUGUUCCAGCACUGUCCUGUCUCAGUUUAUACAAGCAACGUGUCUUUAUGGUAUUCCCUCCAGGGUCAGGUCAGAUCAUGGUGGUGAGAAUAUACAAUUCGCCCUUUCAUGAAUCUUGUCCUAGGACUGCAACGCCGGAGUCACAUCACUGGGGAAUCAGUCCACAAUCAAAGAAUAGAGCGUUUGUGGAGGGAUGUGUUUUUACAUGUGUUACAACCAUUCUACAACACUUUCUACACUCUUGAGGAUUCUGAACUUCUAGAACCAGAAAAUGACAUUCACAAAGUUUCACUCAGAGUAGUUUUUCUUCCACAAAUUCAAGCUAAACUACAGCAUUUUAAAGAGGCAUGGAAUAACCAUUCUCUGCGCACAGAAAACAAUAAAACCCCAACUCAAAUCUGGACAGAAGGAAUGCUUUCAAGGAUGGAAACUGACAAUACAGCCAUCAAUAAUGUGUUUGGAGAAAAUCUCUACAGACCUGAACAUUUUAAUGCACUCCUUGCUCAGCAUGGCAUUGAAUCAUUGCCCACAGCUGAAAAUGAAGAGAUCCCAGCUGUAAUAGUAAACCAACCUCAAAUAAACCUCACUCCGCAACAACUAGAGACUGUUUUACAUGCAAUUGACCACAUAACGGAUAUGCAGAUGAAGUUUCAGGCAUGCUGUGCAGAAAUUGCUAAUGUUUUAUCAAAUUAAUGUGAUGUAGUGGAGUCGAUGGUAUUCUUUUGUACUGUAAGAUGUAUUUUUUACUACAACUUUGCUGUGCUCCCAUACCUGUCUUUGCAUUUAUAUGCACCUUUUUGAAAAAGGAUUAAUGUCAGAUGUGUCAAAAUUAAAGCACACAGUGAUACUAAAUAUAAAGGUGUUGGAGAAUGACAGUGAAUCAGAACCACCUGUAUGUAAAAGUAGAAACAUUCAAUAAAAUUGUCAAUUGUUCAAACAAGGAGCAAGAAUACACAUAAUGGGGAACAAUGAGUUUUAUUUUGGGAUGAACAUGUCAUCU
This is a messenger RNA of Triplophysa dalaica, 2248 nucleotides long. RefSeq lists its product as uncharacterized. NCBI's taxonomy places the organism in Eukaryota, Metazoa, Chordata, Actinopteri, Cypriniformes, Nemacheilidae. Bases 497 to 1360 code for a protein of 287 amino acids. The record is from RefSeq and is a predicted model, not a curated record. Gene Ontology annotation, molecular function: nucleic acid binding. Gene Ontology annotation, biological process: DNA integration. The transcript has 4 exons.